UUUUCAUUUAAAAUUCCAUCCACCACCAUGCAAACCAAUCUCACCCUUAAACGCCGUCGUCUCUUCCUCCUCCUCCUCCCCUUCUCAGCCCUCCUCUUGCUCUCUUCUUUCUUCAUAUUUACAAAUCACCACCCUCCACUUUCAUCAUUUCCAAAUAAACCCACUUCCCAUUUACACAUUCACAAACGACUCCAAACUCAAACCGCAAACUUACAAUGCGACGGUGCACUCUACCACGAUCUCUGCGUCUCCACGCUAACAAGAAUCCUACCGGAUCUCACCUCCACCUCCUUGCCAGAAAUUAUCUCCGCCACCGUAAAAGAAACCAUCACCGACGUCCGAUCCACCGACUUCAAUGUCACCGCCAUCCGCCGGAAACUUCCUCAUCUCACCGUCUACGAGAUCCGAGCUCUCGAAGAUUGUCACACAUUGUUUCUUGAAACAGUCUCCGAACUCAAAUCCGCCGUCACCGAUCUCUCUAAAUCGCCGGCGAAGAAAUACAACGAUCUCCAAUCGAUGCUCAGCGCUGCCAUGACGAAUCAAGCUACGUGUCUCGAUGGAUUCGAAGGCACGAAAUCUCAGGUGAAGAUAAGCAGACACUUUCGUAAAGCGUUGCGUGGUAUUUCACGUCAAGUUAGCAACUCGCUUGCGUUGUUGAAGAAGAUAAACGGAACGACGUCGGAAGGGAAGUCGGCAGAGAGUUUACCGGGGUACGGUAGGAUGUCCGGCGGGUAUCCGGAUUGGGUGAAGAGGAAGGACAGACGGUUGUUGCAGCUGGCGACGAAUGAAACAGUGUAUGAUUUGGUGGUGGCGAAGGACGGAAGUGGAAAUUUCACGACGAUCGGAGAAGCAUUGAAUGCGGCACCGAAUUCAAGUACGACGAGAUUUGUGAUAUAUAUAAAAUCCGGAGCUUAUUAUGAGUAUUUGGAGGUGAUUAACAAGAAGAGAAUGAUUAUGUUGGUGGGUGAUGGGAUCGGAAAAACAUUGAUCAAAGGCAACCGGAGUGUGGUCGACGGCUGGACAACUUUCCGAUCAGCUACUGUCAUUGCAGUUGGUGCAAAUUUUAUAGCCAAAGGGAUCACAUUUGAAAACUACGCGGGUCCCAGCAAACACCAAGCAGUUGCAUUGAGAAGUGGGUCCGAUUUCUCCGUGUUCUAUCAAUGCAGCUUUGUGGCCUACCAAGACACUCUCUACGUUCACACUCUCCGACAAUUCUAUCGGGAAUGCGACGUCUACGGCACCAUUGAUUUCGUGUUCGGCAAUGCCGCCGUCGUUUUCCAGAAAUCUAACUUCUAUGCUCGUCAACCUAACCCUAACCAGAAGAACAUCUUCACCGCUCAAGGUAGAGAUGAUCCUAAUCAAAACACCGGAAUUUCAAUACUGGAAUGCAAAAUCGCUGCCGGAUCGGAGCUGAUCCCUAACCAAACCAUGUUUAAAUCGUACCUUGGGAGACCGUGGAAGUUGUACUCCAGAACGAUGAUUAUGCGGUCGUACAUCGGCGAUUUGAUAGAUCCGGUUGGUUAUUUGGAGUGGGACGGUGAUUUUGCACUCGAUACGCUUGAUUAUGGCGAGUAUAUGAAUAGAGGACCUGGUUCAAAUACGAGCGCUAGGGUUACGUGGCCGGGGUACAGAGUGACCAUGAAUUCGACGGAGGCGAGCCAGUUUACCGUCGGGAAUUUUAUUCAGGGAGGAGAAUGGCUGAAUGAUACAGGUAUUCCUUAUUAUCUUGAUCUAGAACAGAGUUUAAUCGUAUCGAAAUGAAUUUGAUGGGGAUCGUGUCUCCGGCAGCCAUGGAUUCCGACACAGAAUUUGCAACCGAGGCUUGUUUAGGUCAGUUUUUGGUGAUUGUGGUCGGAAUACGAAAUUUGUAUAACAAAAUUUGUAUGUUAUUCAAAUUGUUCCAAUAAUUUAUUUUAAAAUUGGGAUGAAGAAAUUCGUGAAUUCCCAUUGU
Molecule: messenger RNA, 1951 nt
Organism: Cynara cardunculus var. scolymus (artichoke)
Lineage: Eukaryota; Viridiplantae; Streptophyta; Magnoliopsida; Asterales; Asteraceae
Product: pectinesterase-like
Exons: 2
Coding region: 28-1761 (577 amino acids)
Biological process (GO): cell wall modification
Molecular function (GO): pectinesterase inhibitor activity; pectinesterase activity
Source: RefSeq, a predicted model, not a curated record